UGAUUACACAGCCCUGGCCCCUUAUUUCCUCUGGAUUGUCCAGCUUCUUUCUCUCUCCAUAGACUGCACCAGUCCCCUGUGGCUUGAGGGACACGGGGCACCUUGUCAAUGAAUCUGACUUUGUCUUUAAACUUGGACGCUGGGACCAUUCUAAGGAUUUAGUGCCAGAUCUCCAACUUGGAAAAGGGACAUCUCUUUUUUUUAUUGUCAUCACUACAUGUCGAUAAGGAUGUGAUUUUUGGGGAGUACUAGAUGACAUCUGUCUGACCGGUAAUCCUCAAACUGGGGCGCAGAGUGUUGCACAGAUAAGCUUCUGAGCUACUAGGGUCUUCCUCCUCAUCAGAAUUUACAUCCUCUUACAAUGGGAUGAAGAUAUCUGGCAGUGGCUAUUUUUGGACGGGGAGACCCCCAUCUUUUCAACAUGCCGGAAGGAGCCCUGAAAGGAAGCAGAAAGCGACCAGGUGAACAAGCUGCCCCCAGGCCUUCAUCUGUCAGUUCUCUGAGCGGAAUAGCAGCCGGGAUGUCUGGCAGCUGUACCUCCGUUAAUACUGUGUGUUCGGACAGCGACCGUCCAGUUAGUCUCAGCUCCUCCACCUCUUCAGCCUCCCUCCAGGACAGUCACAGCUCUUUUGGUAGUAGUGGGACCCUUGGAUCCUCCCAGUACUGCAGCCCUUCCUAUCCUCAGCAAAAUGGAAGUGAUAUUAGCCUGGACCUUAUGCCUGUGGCCCAGUUGGAGUGUGAACACAAGGUACUGUCUAAUGAAAGAGCGUUUCUUGGCUGUACGUGGUCUCCAAUCUUGCGCAAAGCAAGGGAUCCCAAGACCAAGCUUUCCCAUGUGGACAGGGUGGUGUUGGAAAUUCUGGAAACUGAGCAGGCCUAUGUCCGAGAUCUAAAGAGCAUCGUAGAGGAUUAUUUAGGCUGCAUUAUAGAUUGUGGUCAACUCCCCCUUAAACCCGAGCAAGUCAGCACUUUAUUCUGCAACAUUGAAGACAUCUAUGAGUUUAACAGCGAGCUGCUUGAAGAGCUGGAGAACUGCACGUCUGCUCCCAUGAUUGCUGAGUGUUUUGUCAUGAGGAGUGAGGAGUUUGACAUCUACACACUGUACUGUAUGAACUACCCCAGCUCCGUGUCUGUCCUACGUGAAUGCAUGAAAAAUGAGGAACUUGUGCAGUUCUUCAGGGAGCGUCAAGCUGUGUUAUCUCACUCCCUGCCUCUGGAGACGUAUCUUCUGAAACCCGUCCAGCGUAUUAUGAAGUACCACCUUCUCCUACAGGAGUUGGCUAAGCACUUUGAUAAAAAUGUUCCUGGGUACGAGGUGAUGGAGGAGGCCAUUAUCACUAUGACGGCUGUGGCCUGGUACAUCAACGACAUGAAGAGGAAGCAGGAACACGCUGUCAGGCUCCAGGAAAUCCAGAGCAAGCUGGUAAAUUGGCAAGGUCCAGACUUGAGUGGGUUCGGGGAGCUCAUCUUGGAAGGGACAUUUCGUCUUCAACGUGUCAAGAAAGAAAGAGCUUUCUUCUUGUUUAGCAAAAUGCUGCUCAUCACCAAGAAGAGGAUGGAUCUGUUCAUAUACAAAAUGCAUAUCUUUUGCUGCAGCUUGGCCUUGACUGAGCAUCUGAAGGACAGCCUGAGCUUCCGAGUAUCAGACCUCACCAUUCCUAAGCACCAGCAGGUUAUCCAGGCCAGGAAUCAGGAGGAGAAACGUCUCUGGAUUUAUCACAUAAAGCGACUUAUUGUGGAAAACCACCCUGCGUCCAUUCCUCAAAAGGCAAAACAAGUUCUGCUUGAAAACACAUUCCAAAACUCUACGGAUAUGCUAGUUUCUUCCGACAGCCCAAAAUCUCCCUGGAUGGAGGAUUUGUGGACAUUUCCCCGUAACCGGAGACAAUCUGAACCUCCUCAUUACAUGUGCAGUCCAGGAAAGAGCAAGAAGUCAUUCACACUCCAAAGUCUAAGCUCCAGCUCUCCGCACCGCCGUGGACGCAGGCUUUCUGAGCCCGCCAAAGAGAUCCAAGCAGCAUUUGAACAAAGUGGUUUGGCGCAGAUGAAACAUGCAGGCAGCGAGGGAGAACUUUUUCCAUCCACUACCUCUCUUCAGUCUUUGGAUAGCAUAUGUACUCUGGAGUCAUGCAUCCUGGAGGCCACUGGUGAAGGUGAAGGAUGUGAGGACAACAUUGAGGACUCUUCCUUCUGUUUACCAGAAGAUGCUCUGUCUGGUAGUCUUUCCAUCACAGAUGAGAUAAUGGAACUGCUGAACCAGAGAGGACUCCGGGCUGAGCCGAUAAAUGGGGAGCCCAAGGCUUCGAAGAAUGAGGAGGCAAAGCCUGAUGAUAAGGAGCAGGGAUCUGGACUUUACUGCAGGGCAGCCACCGGACCACCACCUCUUGGACUAGUCCCAGUGUUGACCCAGAGACACUGGUGCCAAGCAUCGAGGGAUCAGGCAAUCCUCAAAGUAUCUGAAAACUGUGAGCUGGGACAAUCCAGAUCCACAGAAGACCUCACUGAGACUGAGAAAACAAGUUGCAACUUACUUGGUGAGACACCAGAAGUAUCUUUGAGUGGUGACUUAGCUUCCUCUCUGGAUGAGCUGAGGAACCUGGAACCCAGUCAAGAUGGCCCUGAGGUUCCUUUCUGCAUUGGAUCAUCAGAUGAAGACUUGAUGAACAAAGAGAGCGGACACUCCUCUGUAGAGAAUACUCUCUUGGAAGUGCCUAGGCAAGCAGAUGAUGAAGCCACCAUCUGCAGAACAGAUGAUGCUAAACAUGAGAAGGUUCAGCUGUCAGUAUUGCCUGGUGAAGAUGAGGAUGAAUCUUCUGAGUUUAAAGAGAAGGUUGAAGUUGCUGAACCAAUAGAUACAAAGAAGACAAUUUCAGAAAAGAAAGAAAAAAACUUGAAGGUUAAAAGAGACUCCACCCUGACCCCAGAUGACCGCCUGUUGAUUGAAAGGAUCAAAAAUUACUAUGAUACUGCAGAUGCUGGAGCCUCAUAUCUAAGUAAAGAGGAGAGCAUUUCCUACAUUCCCACAGGUGUGGUUAAAGACUCUAUCUUGAGAUUCAAUUACAUUCUGCAGCAAGAAGUCAAAAAAGAUCGUGAAAAAAGUAAAUGUAAGACCAACGGGUGUGCUACAGAAUCAAAGCAAGCAAAUUGCCAAAGGAAACCUUUGUCCCAGGCUGUCGAAGUAGCAAAAACCAAAGUAGAAAUCAGCAAAGAUGAACUGGAGGAGCAGGAAUUAGAGUACAAGUCUUGUGCUGAGAUACGAAAGGCUUGGAAAGAAAAGGAGAAGCCAAGUAAUGCAGAAAUUGGGAGGUCAUUGAUAAAUGGGAAAUCAAGGAGAAAAGACAAGGAAGAGCCAGGUGGUGAGUUGGUUAUUGUUGAAGAAUCUGAUUUAGAAAUUGGAGGUCAAUUACCAAAAGAAGUUCCUUCGAAAAAAGAAUCGGCAAAGGAACAACAGAAACACACAGAGGAAGAGAAUACCAACAAACAGGACUCACAGGUGAAGACAGGAUGUGAAGGACUGCCUGGUCACACAAAUAAAGCAACUUUCUGUUCUUCCAGCAUUGGUCUCUAUGAAGCUGAUGAUAUAUGUCUUAUUGAAAACUCAGAGAAAAUUAUUAACAAAGUGCAAUUGCUGGCAAAGAUGUACAGUGAAAAGAUCGGCAGGAUGAAGACUCAGAAGAAACACGGGGGCAUCAAGACCUCAGAUGUUCAAAAGAAAGCGACGGUAAAGACCCUCCCUCAGGUCAUGGAGGAAAGUACUGGUGACAGACAAAAGACAGAACCCCAGUUGUAUGGACAUCUCAAGAUUCAUGAGACCUUGCUUCACAUUAAUUGUGUUCAAGAAAAUGGUCUCAUCCUUCCAGCAGCACGUGAGAGCGCUUUGGAUCUUCAGAAAAAGGAGUCCUUAAUAAUCCGGUACCCUACAAAAGAACAAGUCCCGUUACCAACACCAGAUAAGUUAGCUGAAGUAGCUUUACCUGCAGAGGAGAGAUAUCCUACAGAAAUAAAGGAAUGUCAAGAGCUCUCAUUUGAUGUGUGCAAACAGGAAGAAAAACCACUGGUGAAUUAUGAAUCCACUCAUGAACCAACACCGACCUCCAAUGAUGCCACAUCAGGCAACAUCCAUACAUCUGAACCAUGCUUUGUAAAAGUUAAAGAAUCUCCUGUGACCUGUGAUAAUUGUGAGGAAUGGGAAACUAGUGUAUUAGAGAUCAAUGUACCAGAGAAAGUCAACUUCUCAAUGGCAUCAAAUAACCUUCAAGUCGAACCAACAGCAGCCAUUUCAGAAAUCCAUGACUUUGAAGAAAAACAGGUUGAAUUAAUAAAACCUGAGGCAUCCAAGCACCACACAGAUGAUCAGCACACUAUAAAUAAAGCAGGAGAAACUUCUGGUGAAGAUCCAGAGACUAUGGUUAUCAUAAAUAUGAAGGAGCUGGUUGAUUUAUCAUAUGAAACCAGAGCCAAUAGCGAUGAGCCUACUAAUUCAUGUGGAACAAAGUCCCCUGCUCCCACAAACACUCCAAAGAAUGAAGACCAUACAAGCUUGGACAAUAACCGUACACCAUCACACAAUUCACCUGCAAUUACCACCUCUGAAUCACAAAAAGUCAGGGGAGUCUCCCCAGCAGUUAUGGAUGUCAUGCAACGUCUGCAGCUUGACUCUUCUAUUCCAUCAUCCAAAAAUGCAAACACCUCAAAAAAACUAAAUAUGGCUACUCGUUCAUCGUCCUUUAAGGCAAACACUUUGACUGACAAAGAAUUUCAAGAUAUAAUCAAGCCAAAUUCACAAAUUAAAAAGCAGCAGGCAGCUGUGGCAACCCCUGGCUUCUUAUCUCCUCCAAUUUUGCAGAGGAAGUUGUCGAAAGCAGUAGCACUGUCCAAAAAUAACCUAGAGUCUCUGCAGACUCUUCCAAGAAGAAGCCCCAUGACAAAGUCUAGAAGUUCAGACACACAUAUUCCAGUCAUAAGGUCCCAACCCUCUAUUCCUAGCCCAUCACCAUACAGAAAUUCACUUUAUUCUGGACUUUUACUAAGUGAUCCAAAACCCAGAGCCCUUAAGAAUACAGUUUUGGCAGAAAACCGAAAAGUCGGUGAGGCAAAUAAACUGGAUUUCAAAACAGCACCAACUAUUUCAACAAAUGAAGGAUCCCACAAGUCUUUAUCUUCUGCCUACCAAAAGGGAAAUAAUACAGACAGACCAGUUUGUCUUUCUCCGGGUUCAGCAGUCCUUAUCGCAAUCCCUUGUCCACCUUCCGUUAGGCAAACUCCAUCAUCCACAGUAUCUGAACCAAAUUCGCGGGUUCAGUCCCCACUGACAUUACGCUCUAGAAUGUUUUCUCCUCCCCCAAGUCAAAACCCAGUAUGUCCAAAAUCUCCACGAGUCCCAUCCUUCUCUAAGACAAGAGCAUGUUCAUUUACUCCUCUUUCCUUUAGUAAUCUGGAGCGAUCAUCUUCAUCAUCUGCAAAUUCGACUCCGACUUGCACAAGUCCUCCACCUUGUCCCUGGUCUCCUGGAUUUCCUCUCCAUUCAAGGAGAUCCUUUGCAAGUAAUAUACACAGCACUGGAGACAAUCCCAUCAGCCCAAGGGCUCUGCAUUCACCAGUUGGGUCCUUGAACGAAGAAAAUACAUUUUGGUGUUCAAGCAGAUCACCCCCGUGUUUGGCUUCUGAGUCAAAUUCCCAUACCACUGGAAUCAGUGCUCACGAGUUAACCAGCAUCCAUUGGCCCGAUGUCCGUGAACUACGCACAAAGUAUGUGCCCUUCAAAACACAGAAAUCUACAAACUUCGAAAAGAAGUAUGACUUGAGGUCUUCAUCUUCAUUCAGACAAUGCAAGUCUCUGGAUAUAGGACCAAAUUUUUUCUUCAACAAUAACACAUCCUUGAAUUUCACGGCUUCACAUUCCCCGAUGGAAGAGCCUAGCGAAAUCUUAGAGCAUUAUGAAAGUACAGAGAAGAUGGACUCUAAUGACACCAAAGAAAAAGCCACUUUAAAGGCGAGCUAUUCCACCACUGUUAACAUACAAAUUGGUGGAAGUGGCAGAAUUGCAUCUUUUAGUAACGCCCAGGUGAGUCUAACACACCCCCUGCUGCAAGCUCCAGAGACAUUCUCUUCAAGGAAGAUAAACGUUAAUGGAAGCACCUUAGAGCAUAAAAAUGUGAAUUACAAGAAAAAAUGAUGAGGGUGGGAAGGCUCCAGUAUAAAAAAAAAGAGAUGUCCUCUAGAAGAAAAAUACAUGCCAAACAUAGACACAAUAAUAUACCAGUCUGCACUUUGUUUCUAUGUAGAGCAUUGUUAUGUGCCAAUAUGGCGGACCACAAGACGGUCAGUCAGCAGGACUUAAUAGUAGGAGGUUCACUGAAGUUGCACUUAACAAUGAACUAUGUUUUUCUGUUUUUCGCUGCAAAGAUCCACCUUAAAGUCUUUUUAUUGCCAAACGUACACCAGAGGAAGGUAUACGUUGAUACUUUUUAAUACCCUUUAUCACCCCCCCCCCCCCCACCAAGUUAUGGACGCAAGACAAUAUGUCAUGAGAGUCGGUUUUAUUGCAGUGUAUUCUGUUUCAUAGUACAAAACAUAAGUAUAAGGGAUAACUUUAUGGGAUACAUACUGUAGAUACUACACAUAAAAAUGUGCCAUAUAGAAAAACAUUCAUAAUUGGAAGAAUAUAUUCCUCCUUGAUUGUGAUCCACAUGUCCAUGUAAUUCCUCAGGACCACCAAAAGGGCAAAUUAUCCCAAAGUCGUCUUCAACUGGGUUUUCUGCUGAACCUUUCAUAUUCCCUUGUAGCAGAGCCUCUUUGCAAUCCUAGAGCCUAGACCAUCCAGGGGAACCACUUGUCUUUUGGUGGAUUCAGGGUCUUCUUCUUAAACAAAUACUUACCACAUAGUAGAAGGUCUGUGAACUCAUGGUGCUGGAAUACAUUCCUUGUGAUCCACAUGUCCAUGUAAAUGGUCAUGUCGGAUUAUGAAUCCUCAGGUCCAUCAAAACAAAAACAAAAAAUAAACGGUAAAUUAACCCAAAGUCGUCUUCACCUGGGUCUUCUCCUGAACCUUUAACAUCCUCUUGUAGCAGGGCCUCUCUGCAAUGUUAGAGCCUGGAACAUCCAGAGGAACCUCUUGUCUUGAACAAAUACUUACUAAAUUGUAGAAGGUCUGUGAACUCAUGAUGCCAGUCUUAAAACUAGCACAUAUUAAUGACUGUGUCGAUCACCAGAGUAGUGGCUUCAUUAGGGAACAUCAUUUUCUGAAAUUUCGUCACUCUUAUUAUCCAAAUUGCUUUAAUCUCGACACAAAGAAGAAAUUCUCAGUGGCUUACGUCCCUCCUGUCAAAGGCCAGACCCUUAUAUAUAGCCUGCAUUCCAUAGAAAAGUGAUGGCAUAAUCCUUGGAUCAUCGUUGGGGGUCCAACCACUGGUCUUGAGAAUAAAGGGCUGCAGUGCCAAUUUAGUUCUGCGUUCCCUACUAAAUUUUCCCUGCACAGCAGUACUCACAGCCAACAGGGAGAAGUCAGCUGCCUGUAUUGAGGCUUCCUAACUAUCCUCCGACAGCUGAGGCAUGGGAGACGAGGGUCGGGAAUGUUGAAUUUCAACAAGUCCUAAGGGAGACCGGCGGAGGAUGCGCUGAAGUUAUGUAGAGGCUGGCGCCUGCUUCUAAAACACCAGAGCCUGCCUCUAAGACACCGGUCUUAAUAAAUGACCCCCUUAGUCCUUUCUAAUGUAGAUCAAAACAAAUGUCAGGGGAGCAUCACCCCCACCAUUUGUCAAGUGCAAAUAUGCAGUACUAUGAAAUCUGGGACGGAUGCGACAUCCUCCAGUCUGAGCACUUAUGUCAUUCUCUCAUUUUAGCACUUUACAGAUUGAAGUAACAUCCCAUGCAAAAAAUCAACUACUUACAAAUCACAACCUGACAUGUUCAGCAGGAUCUCUUUCUCCCGUCUUUUUAGACAAUAAAAUGAUCACUUUUAUUGGUAUGUUUACGUAGGGGCAAAUACAAUGUGGAUUUUCCAUCCAAUUUAAAAUAUUACAGUACCAGCAAAGUGGACGAGAUUUUACAAAAAACUAAUUUACAUGCAGAAAAUAAAUCAGCACAGAAGCUGACCUGCAAGGCAGGGAGUGAAAUGCGUGACUGAUCUGCAGCAAGACGAGAAAUCUACAUGUUGAUUUCUCUGCAGGCUCCUUGUCAAUUUUGCCACAGAAUCACAGCAAAAUUCGGUAUGGAUGAUUUUUCUAUUCAAUAUACAUCCCAUGUGGAUUUGGACAGCACACUAUAUGCUGUCCGCAUCCGAAUGUCCCUUCCGUAGCCCUGCAAAAAAGAUAGAACCGAUUUGCGAACAAGGAUAGGUCAUCCGUAUUUUUUGCAGAUCCGCGUCCUUUUGGUCUGCACGUGGAAGCUGCAAUCUGUCCCUACACACAGACGAAGACUCUGCAAACCGAACCACUGAAAUGAAUGUGAGAGAAUAACAAUUAUAAAGACGACGGCAAUCAUAUAUAUCUCAUGUUCUAUCGGUUGUUUGGUUUCGGGGGAAUUCGCUUUAUAGAUGGAUGUACCUUCUAACAAAAACGUGGACAACCCCUUUGAGGUUGUGUUUGUGAGGUGAAGAAAAGUAGGUUGCUAGAGAAUGUAGAGACUGGUAAGAAGUAAUGUAUGUGAGCAAAACCGCCAACCGGCUUCAGAAUGUGAUCACUUAUAGUCAUUCUCCUCCGUCUUGGGAGGCGCUCAUUUUAAGGUGGCCAUAGAGAUGUAGGUGUCUUCUAAGACCUGCUGAAAUAUCUGCCCACUCUUGCACAAUCAGCUCCUUUUCUCGUGACGUGUUGCAUUAUGCGUCAUCAUUCACUUUGCUUCAGUUUUUGCAAGUGAGUUUUUUUUUAUAGUAAAUAUGAAGAAUUACACAGGACCAGCUCAGAUGAAAGGGCAACCAUUAAAUACACGCAGAGCAGGAGACCCCAUACUACGAGGUCCAUUUGGGACAAUCCUUUGACAGUGAGAGCUGCUAUUACAGAUACUCUACCUUCUGACUCAUAGAAGGGGAUCCCAAGUAGGGGGCCCCCUCUAUGACAUCCAUAUUGUCUAAUAGGACAGGGGUAACUCAUGUUAUAGGUGUGUGUCUGAAGUAGUUGGCACCAGAUACUCAACCAGUAUCCAUUAUGCGUUCCAGCAUCAGCGUGGGAACAGGAUAGACAACACGUUUACUUAAAAUCUAGGAUUAAUGCUAGUAUCAGCGGCCAUUAUAGCUAGGUGAUGGGGAACACACCUAUCUCUACAAAGGAGCCCCCACGGUAAAUGAGAGUGCACCAUGCACACUCGGCGUGCCCUCCAUUCACUUCCCAUAAAAAUUAAUACAGAGUGCACCUUGCAAGUGUGGCCACCACUCCAUUCCCUCCUAUUAAACUGCCAGAAAUAACAGAGCACUCCGCUAUUUUCAGAACUCCUAAUGGAACGGUGGCCGCGUAUGUUGCUAGGUCACUUUUAACCUUUUCAUCCCAUAGGAAAUCCCUGAAGCCACGUCGUGGUCGCGUUAAUGCUGCGAUCCUUCACUCUCCUCUGUAAAUCUGUCAUCUUGGCCUCCGUCAUGCAUAUGAGCGUGGAGAAAACCUGAUCAAUUUAUAGAAGUAUUGAAACUAACAACUGAUUUAAAACCAUACAAUCAGACAAGUCACGUUAAAGAAAAAAUAAAGAAACGUGAGCAGUGCAGACAAGAGACGCCUUAGGUACAGGACUGUCACAAUUUCGGAAUAAUACAGAAACAUCCGAAAAUUCUAUUAUGACUUGAUACAAUGCAAUAGUAGAAAUCUCCGUUCAUUAAAGUGGUCUUCUGGGACGUUUAUACUGAAGACCUAUUCUCUGGAUAGGUCAUCAGUAUCUGAUUGGUGGGGGUCUGACACCGGAGACAAAAAGCUGAUUGAGAGGGCACCGGCACUCACAGUGGUACCGCAGCCAUCUCUAGGCUAGUGACGUCACGUUUAUCGGUCACGUGGCCUAGGCGCAGCUCAUUGAAGUGAAUGGGGCUGAGCUGUACUUGGAUAGGUAAUCAGUAGGGAUGUGCGAAUCAACUUCGGAUGAAACAUUUGUUCUAAUACUAUAUGGAGCAGGAGCGCCGUACAGUAUUAGAAUGUAUUGGCUCCGAUGAGCUGAAGUUAUUGCUUCGCGUAAUAACUUCAUAAGUUAAUUUGAACUGUAAAAAAAAACUUUUCCCGAACUCGGGUUCGCGGUCCACCAUUCUUGUAAUCGAUAAAGUUCCCAGUAGCCGGACCCCACUCACCUAGCAACUAUCACCUAUCCAGUGAUUGCUUCUGACUGGAGUACCCCUCUAAUACUUACUGAACUGUUCCUUAUAAUAUAGUUAUCUCAGGAACCCUGUGCGAAGCUGCUCAUCCACACCAGUAUGGGCACUAUAUCACAGCUGGGAAAAUGUGCUGUACAUACUGGUACCUGCAGGAUCACUGGACCAACUCUGACUACACAUAUAUAUUUUUGUAUCAGUCUGUUAUGGAGUGUCCCUUUAAAUAACACAAGACCAAAUGAAUCAGUCUUAGAUUAACCGAACCAAAUUUGGAUUGUAAUGUAGGGACCGAAUGAUACUUGCUUUCAUGACAAGUGCUUGCCCUAUGGACUACAGUAGGAUAGGGCUAUAUUGGGGGGACACAAUGGCAUUGUACAGUAGAAUAUUUGGGGACCAAUACUGCUCCAGUUCCAAAUGGUACGUAGCAAUAGUUUGCUGUGACUUCACAUAUUCUUGACAUCCAUUGCGAUAUUGGACUCUACUGUUGGGGUGUAAUAAAGACUGAGCCCCAUGCUAGGUAUACUGGGGUGGUGUAAUAUAAAGUCACCUGUGUAAAUACAUACGAGCAGUUAUUAAUCCUCAUUACCUGCGGCUCAUUUUAUAUAAGUGUACAUUACAUCUGUGUAAUCAUUUUGUACUGUCAAUAAAAGAGGCCCCGGCCAUUACUACAA
Messenger RNA from Bufo gargarizans (Asiatic toad), 10947 nucleotides. It is a transcript of the gene PLEKHG2, whose product is annotated as pleckstrin homology and RhoGEF domain containing G2. Gene Ontology annotation, molecular function: guanyl-nucleotide exchange factor activity. The coding region runs from base 422 to 6175 and encodes 1917 amino acids. The record is from RefSeq and is a predicted model, not a curated record. The transcript is spliced from 21 exons. NCBI's taxonomy places the organism in Eukaryota, Metazoa, Chordata, Amphibia, Anura, Bufonidae.